AUGGAUUACCAGACGGCAUCUUCAGCCACAGCGAGUGCCCCUCCUCCACCUUCCGGUGCCGUCGAUCCGCACCAGUACUGCGGUGACGAUGCGUCGACGGUCACACGAUCCGUUCCCUAUCACUUACCAGUGCAGGAUGUCUCGUCGGCCGGUUCUUACUAUUAUCCUCCACAACCUACCGAUAUGUGGAACAUUGGACAUUUUCCAUGCAACUUUCAACCGACUGCAGUACCUUCUCCUUCACAGAUUCAUCCGCGGCAUCUUUUUUAUGGUCAACAAGGUCUCGCACACUGCGGAAUGGAUCAGUUCUACAAUGUUUCGGCCUCGUCUUCAUUCCUUGGUAGUGACUUCAAUGGAUCAGCGGCUCCAUACUCCUCGCUCAUUCAGCCCAUGGUUCAUUCUGCUCCUCUACAAUUAGCGAUUGGUGACACUCCUCAACCGCUGACAAGUGAGCGAAUGGCACAGUACUUAUGUAACAGGGACCAGUAUGACUGCGUCAUUACGAUCUUUCAUGCGAAAGUCGCUCAGAAGUCGUACGGUAAUGAGAAAAGGUUCUUCUGUCCACCUCCAUGUAUCUAUUUGUUAGGUGAAGGAUGGAAAGAAAAGCGCAAUCGAGUGGAGACCCUGUACAAGUCCUUCAAAGAGCAUCAGAAGCGAAUGGGUGUCGCCCCGGAACUCGGUCCGGAACAUGAACGUAUUUCUGAGCAACAAGCCAGCGAGUUGUGCGCAUUCAUCGGUAUCGGUGCUCCGUCUGAUCAAGAAAGACAACAACUCGACUUCUCGAAUGGAAAAGAUUACUGUGCUGCAAAGACGCUCUACAUCAGUGAUUCAGACAAACGAAAGUAUUUUGAGCUAUCAAUUCAGUUUUUUUAUGGCUGCGGUGUUGAAAUAGGACUAUUCCUUUCGCAACGAAUCAAAGUAAUCAGCAAACCAUCAAAGAAGAAACAGAGUAUGAAGAACACAGAUUGUAAAUACCUAUGUAUUGCUUCAGGAACUAAAGUGGCGCUCUUCAAUCGCCUUCGCUCUCAGACUGUCAGCACUCGUUAUCUACAUGUGGACAAUGGAGCGUUCCAUGCGAGCUCAACUAAAUGGGGAGCGUUUACUAUUCAUUUAUUCGACGACGAACCAACAGCUCCUGAGUCGGAAAAUUUCACGGUGAAAGACGGCUUCGUGUAUUAUGGAUCGGUUGUAAAACUAGUUGAUAGCGUGACUGGUAUAGCGUUGCCACGUCUCAAAAUACGAAAGGUGGAUAAGCAGCACGUUAUCCUUGACGCCACAACAAACGAGGAGCCAGUGUCGCAACUGCACAAAUGUGCCUUCCAGAUGAUCGACAACGAAACUGUUUAUUUGUGUCUCAGNUAUGGAUCGGUUGUAAAACUAGUUGAUAGCGUGACUGGUAUAGCGUUGCCACGUCUCAAAAUACGAAAGGUGGAUAAGCAGCACGUUAUCCUUGACGCCACAACAAACGAGGAGCCAGUGUCGCAACUGCACAAAUGUGCCUUCCAGAUGAUCGACAACGAAACUGUUUAUUUGUGUCUCAGCCACGACAAGAUCAUUCAACAUCAGGCAACUCCAAUCGACGCAACCCACCACCAAAUCAGUGACGGUGCUGCGUGGACGAUUAUUUCUACGGAUAAGGCUGAAUAUCGUUUCUUCGAAGCAAUGGGUCCUGUAUCGCAGCCGAUAACCCCGGUUCCAGUGGUUAAUGGUUUGGAUAUAACAGGAAGUGAUAAUAUGGCUCGUAUAGAGCUAACUGGCUACAAUAUGAAACCAAAUUUGAAGAUUUGGUUCGGCACGACUCCGGUGGAAACUAUUUAUAGGUCUGAUGAAUCGCUCACUUGCCAGGUUCCAGCUCAUUCAGUGAUAAAGAGUGAGGCCAUCGGAUGGGAUUACGGUGGCGAGGAAUCGGAGGUGCCGAUUACACUCGUUCGAGACGAUGGGGUUAUCUAUUCGACGCCAAUGAUGUUCUCCUACAAAUCCCUCAAAGUUCAACAACGACCGCCUCGUUAUGGAGAGUCGUUCAACUAA
Haemonchus placei is the source of this 2028-nucleotide messenger RNA. Lineage: Eukaryota; Metazoa; Nematoda; Chromadorea; Rhabditida; Trichostrongylidae. The record is from the annotation of a GenBank genome assembly.